AGUCUGAGAAGCUCCUCUCCAGGAGUGAUGGCCUUGUCACUGUCACAGGGUGUAAUGGUUGGGUCUCCCUGGUCAGUGGACAGACCCUGGAGAUGGCAUCUCUACACUAAAGGUGGCUCAGAAGGAUUUCAGCUGCAGCCCCAGGCACCCGAUGAGUGAGUCCCCCCUGCCACUGGCUGCUCCCUGGGGACUUCCUGGGGUUGGGCCCAACUCUGGAGUGCACAGGGAAGCUGCGCCCCUCCCCCCAGACAGUGUCCCACUGCUCUGAAAGCCAGCAGUAGGUGUGAGCACUGGGAAAUGCCUCUGAGCAUGGUCCCUCACAAUUCAUGGUGAAGGAAAGAGAACUCCCAGAGAAGAUUCAAAGGGUAUGAUCCCAUCGGGGUGGGGGACAGGAUGGGGGGCAGGGGGUUAUGUGCCCAGCACUCAGAGCCACAAACGGGCCAUCUUCAGGAGGGGAAGGUAAACGCUGUGGCACCUGCUUUGUGACAGGCAUUCCACUCCUCCCUCCCUGCAACUCUGGAGCUUAUGUCCUGUGGGUUCCCAGCCCCAUCCCUUUCUCUCCCCUUUCUUGACACUGAGGUCUGACUGCACCUGUGACAUCUCAUACUCCUCUUUCCUGAGAACUACUCUAGCUGGAUGGGACCUGUUGCUGUCCACUCUUGGUGCCUUCUCCUUGAAAUCUAGAGAGACUGACCGUGACUUGGUUUCUCAUGGACCCUGGGUGCAACUGGAUGUAGAAACCCAGGCCCAGAGAAGGCUGGCCACCUAAGGAGUCUUGAGUCCGAGAGCAGCUUCCCAGGAUGGUCUUCUCUGCUCAGCCCAGCAGUGUUGGUCACAGGAUGUGCAGAGGCAGGUCUCACCCCUGAGUGUAAAUGGAGUGGUAAAGUGUCAUCGUGUGCAGGCGUGUGCUGGUGUGGACACCUCUGUGUGCACAGCGGUACAGAGAGACAUCGGUGGGGCAGGGAAGCAUUGCUGAGUAGUGAUAUUUUCUGCAGGGCAGGACUGGAAGUUUCCACUGGCGGGUGCCAGUGUGUGAAACAGCAGGACAAAGGGCAGGGAAGUGGUGCGGAAAGUGAGGACUCUAUGCCAGAGGGCCUGGAGGCUGGUCUCCCAACCCCCACCCUCUGUGUUCUUAAAUCCUCCUGUCUGAUCACUGCCACACUCUCCUUACACCCCAGCACCUGUGUGUGUGUCCACCCCCAAGCCAUGUGGCUGUACCUGGCGGCCCUCGUGGGCCUGUACUACCUGCUGCGCUGGUACCGGGAGAGGCAGGUGGUGAGCCACCUCCGAGACAAGUACGUCUUCAUCACGGGCUGCGACUCCGGCUUUGGGAACCUGCUGGCCAGACAGCUGGACACCAGAGGCUUGAGGGUGCUGGCUGGGUGUCUGACGGAGAAGGGGGCCGAGCAGCUGAGGGCCCGCACGUCAGACAGGCUGAAGACAGUGAGCCUGGACGUCACCAAGACAGAGAGUGUCACUGCAGCUGCCCAGUGGGUGAAGGAGUGUGUGGGAGACAGAGGACUCUGGGGCCUGGUGAAUAACGCUGGCAUCUCCCAGUCCGCCAGCCCUAACGAGUGGCUGACGAAGCAGGACUUUGUGACCAUAUUGGACAUGAACCUGCUGGGGGUGAUCGAGGUGACUCUGAGCCUGCUGCCCUUAGUGAGGAAAGCCAGGGGCCGCCUGGUCAAUGUCUCCAGCGUCAUGGGCCGGUUGUCACUUUCUGGUGGUGGCUACUGUAUCUCCAAGUACGGCGUCGAGGCCUUCUCAGACUCCCUCAGCUUUAAAGGCCCCUUGAUCAAGAUUCUUCUGUCAGGCUCUGUGGCCCGGCACUUCCCUGGAUUUAGCCAGCCAUGCCUUGGGACCUCCUCUCCACGUUCUGGUAGACAGAUGGGUCUGGAGCCUAAGAGCCCAUAUAACGUGGGUCUGAUUCCUUUGAGAAGGGACCAUAGACAGGACAUUUCUGAAACAGAUACGAACAGAGAUACUGCAGAGCCCAUGCCCAUGGCCAAUAUGACAUUGGGCUACACGGGCCCUUGAGGAUGGUUUUAGCCUCUGACUCAGUUCCAAGAACAGCAGGGGACAGUAGUGGGAGCAUGAAAUCAGCAUACCUUAGGACAACAGGCUUUGGUCCUUGACCUAGAAACCUGGAUAUCUGGGAGGCAGAGGGAGAAGAGAUACAAACACAUCAUCACCAACACUUAUAGGGGUUGUGACCAAGUAGGACAUGCUGACUGGGGGCCCCCCGUAUUUGUGGAGCAUCUCGGAUGUUUGGUGAGAGCUGAGACCUGGAGAGCUGCACCUGGCAGCCUGUGAAAGAGGGUGGGCAGGGUUCCUGCAUGAGAGGAUGUCAUCAACCCAGGCCCACGGUGAGUGGGCACUGACCUCAGUGUGACAGGGUCCUCCUGGGCCAAAGUAAAAGCCCAAGUCUGGCACAGGGAGAUGGACAGGUGGAUGCAGGUGGGUCGUGGAAGCCUUUGAUCCUGCACAUGGGCCAGAAAUCAUGCUCUUGGCUUGAAAUCGAUGGCAGGGUGUGCUCAGCGUGGCUGGUUGGUCUAUUGGUCAUCCAAACUCCCUCUGGGUGCAGGAAGCAGAGCGGUGUGUGGGGAGGUGAGACUGAAGGCCGAGGGACGCUCCUCAGAAGACAGCUGCAGUAGCCCUGCUGAGACAGGCCCAGGGAGUUUCCUGGGGCAGGAGCGGGAGGAAGGGUCUGAGGAGCAUGGAGGGUAUAAUGGGGGAAUUGUGAUGACAGGAUGUGACGGGCAUAGGGUGUAACCCUGCAGUGGUGCCUUGCAGUGGAAUACAGGGGCUUCCUGGGUGAUGUGUAAAAUAUGUCAACCCUUCACACAGGCAAAGAUAAUCUUUUUUUUUCUGGGAAAGAUGAUCAUUCCCUUGCCCAGGCUAGAAGGCCUUAGCAUCAUCCUAGCUCACAAUAAUCUCAAACUACAGAGUUCAAAUGAUCUCCCUUGCCUGAGCCUCUCAGUAGCUAGAACUACAGGUCCCCACCACAACACCUCCCCAAACUUCCUGUUUUAGUACAGAUGUGGGGGGAGGGGGCAUCUCGCAUUUAUUCAGGCUGGUCUUGAACUCCUGACCUCAAGGGAUCCUUCUGUCUGUCUCUCCUUUCAGAGUGCUAAGAUUAUAGAUUGAGCAUCCAUGCCCUGGCCAUGGUCUUAAAUUUCGCCACUGCCAGGAUUUCUGACUUAUCCCAACACCAUCUUGACUUGGCUUGUUAGUGGGUUUGUUUGUUUCUCUGUUUUGCUUCCCAGACCUCUGAAGUCCCGGCCCUCAGCAUGUCUGUCUUGCAGGCGGGAGCUUGCCCACUUUGGGGUGAAAGUGGCUGUGAUCGAGCCCGGUUACUUUAAGACAGGCAUGACUAAUACUGAGAGAGUUCUGCAGAUGGCCCAGAAGA
Nycticebus coucang (slow loris) is the source of this 3409-nucleotide messenger RNA. Its product is annotated as retinol dehydrogenase 16-like. The transcript has 3 exons. Gene Ontology annotation, molecular function: oxidoreductase activity. NCBI's taxonomy places the organism in Eukaryota, Metazoa, Chordata, Mammalia, Primates, Lorisidae. Bases 1084 to 2037 code for a protein of 317 amino acids. The record is from RefSeq and is a predicted model, not a curated record.